AUGUCUAUAUCUGGAGAAGUAUAUUCCGGCGGUGCCACCACUUCACAACAUAUUGAAGCUGAAGAUGAAGAACAUUUCCAAAAUACAACCUUUAAAUUGAAAAGGACACGAUCCAUAGGGGUAUUGGAUGAAUUCAUCCCCGACAAACUUGCCGAUGGUAACCAAAACAAUGAGCCUCCACCACCAACCCAACUCAGUCCACCCGUUUUGAAUAAUAUAAAUUCAAGACCUCUGUCAAAUGCAUCUUCUACUUCUCUGUCAUCAUCAUCAACAUCAUCACCAUUUGAAGAAGAUUCCAUAAACACUGCCCCAACUGCAACUACCAUUUCCAACAAUGUUGCUGUUCCUGAGCAGCCUCCUGCCAUUGAUACAUCAGUUGCUUCCAACGCAGCCAAUGGCUCUGUGUCUGUUUCUUCUCCCGUAUCACAUUCGCCUUCUCCGCUUCCGUUGUUGCAAUCUCCGGAGUUGUUGCCACACGAUGAUACUGAUCUUAUGAUUGAACCAUCACGUCAUGUUGAUUAUUUGUCCUAUCAAUGGGAUGUCAAUGACAUUUCCAAAUCAUGGAGGUAUGUUAUAUCCAAGAAACACAAUGUUGCUAAUUCAAAGCGAUUGGAAAAUGCAAGUUGGAGAACUUGGGCUCAACGUCGACAAAAUUUGAAAACCAUCAGUCCGGAAGUUGUCAAUUGGUCUAAGGAUAGUGAUGUUACUUGGUUAUAUGGUCCAAUAUUAAAUGAUGACCACGCUAGUGACGAUGAAACUUGUAAUAUUAAACGAGAAACUACUGCAACCAGUGCUGUAGCUGGAGAUAUUUCCAUAGCUAACAAGAAAAAACCAUCUGCUCCAAAACCAAUUCUUAAAAAGAGAACGGUUCAAGAAUCAAUGAUUAGUCAUUCUGAUUUAUUGAAGUUGCAAUUGGCCACCAACAAGGUAUACCAAAAGCAACGAGAACAGUUAUUAAAGCAACAGCAAGAAAUUAAACAACAAGAGGAACAACAAAAGAAAGUGCCAGCUGCACCUGAAGAAAAAUUCUUUGAUUAUGAUACACUUCUGGCAAAAUUGAAUAAGCAAUACGAGAAUACUGCCAUACCUGAGAAUUGUAAUGUUAUUAAAUUGCAAGAUUUAUUAAAUAGCAGAAGCAAUUCCAAAACAAAGCUUGCAGAAUCAGCAAAUGUUGUUCAGGCUUCGGAAAAUGUGGUUGAACCAAUGUCCAAAUUAACUUUAGCAUCAUUUGAAAAGUCACCUGAGGUUGUGCCCCAAGAAGAAGAAGUAGAAGAAGAAGAGGAAGAGGUUCCUGUUAAAGAAGACAGACAUAUUCAUUUUAAUGAAGAAGUGCAACAAUGUAUUGCUGUUAAUCCAUAUUCUGAUAAUGAUGCAAUUGCCGAAGAAGAAGAGGAUGAGGAAGAUGAUGAUGAAGACUAUUAUGAUUAUAAUGAUUAUGAAGAUGAAGAAAUAGGCAAUGAUGGUUAUUAUGAUAAUGUUGCUAAUUAUUACUAUGAUGGUAGCAAGAGUCAUUUAUAUGAUCCCGAAGAUUAUAGUGAUGUUGAAGAUGACGAUGACGAUGAUGAAGGAGGAUUUUUCAUAAAGGUUAAAUCCAAUUCCAAUGCACCUUUAAUUUUGGCAAGAAAUGCCACUAAUGAAAAUACUGAAGAUAGUGAAUCAAUAUCUACCAGUAAUAGUAAGGUGUAUAAAACCAUCCAUUUAUUACCUUCUACGUCAUUAAAUUAUGGUUCAUCUGAUGAAGAAAGUGAUGACGAAAAUCCAUACACUUCAAGUCUUUCUCAUAAUGUUAAUAAUGAAAUUAGUAGAGGGUAUGAUUAUUAUUAUGAUUAUAAUACUGUGUAUACAGUGGAUCCAAAUCAUGCAAUUUAUGGUAAAACUCCCGAUGUUGUUGAUGUUCCUGAUAAUUUAGGUGUUGGAUCGAAUUUCGAUUAUGAUAUCAUUGAAAAUGAUGAAAUGCCACCAAUGGUUAUUAAUAUGACUAGUCCAGUCAUGUAUGCUAGUCAACCAAAUUCUCCAUUGGCAGUUGCUAAUGCUCCAUCAAUUCCACAGGUUGCACCAUCGCCAGUAUUGUUGGCUACAAAAGCUCCGUUCCAUAUGAGUGAUGAUGAAGACAGUGAUUCUGAUGAUGGGUUAUCUAUUGGAACUAGAAGGUCGAGUCAAGCAUUAGCUGAGCUGAUUUUCCACACAACACCAAGCAAUCCACAGCAUUUCCCCGAAAAAUUCUUGAAAGAUCCUGAGCCCGUAGAAGCUCCUAUAACCACCAUCAACCCACGUCAUUCAUCGACUUCGAUUUCCAAGCAACCCACAAGUUCACAUUCACUUUCACAACUGUUUUUUGGAGCAGGAGGAGCACCAACAGCGAUGUCUACAACUACAGCUGAAACUGAAGCGUUAUCCCACUCGUUUUUUGAAAAGAGGACUCCUUCACCUGUUGUAUUGUCGCUGACUCCUGAUACAACAUCCAACUCAUUGACUCGUACAUUAUCCAAUAAAUCUUCACCAUUACCUCCACAAACCACAUCCGAAACUGCAUUAUUUAAAUCAUCAUCAUCGGGAACUUCCCAGACAAAAGGUAUGUUUUCAUUUGAUGAUGAUGAUACCGACGAAGAAAAUGACGAGCAUGAUGAAGAGCACGAUGGAAGUGAUUUGUUUAUCGGAAAGACUUACAACUCAUUGAGUCAAGUUGCAGAUAAAAGCGGAAUACGAAGUCCUUCACCUAUGGAUGAAAAUAAGAAUUUGAUGGGACAGGCUAAAGGGUUAGCCAAGCAUUUCUUCGGAUAA
Molecule: messenger RNA, 2781 nt
Organism: Spathaspora passalidarum NRRL Y-27907
Lineage: Eukaryota; Fungi; Ascomycota; Pichiomycetes; Serinales; Debaryomycetaceae
Gene: REG1
Product: protein phosphatase regulator
Exons: 1
Coding region: 1-2781 (926 amino acids)
Biological process (GO): cellular response to glucose starvation; protein catabolic process in the vacuole
Source: RefSeq, a predicted model, not a curated record